Besnoitia besnoiti is the source of this 3840-nucleotide messenger RNA. RefSeq lists its product as uncharacterized. Bases 1 to 3840 code for a protein of 1279 amino acids. The record is from RefSeq and is a predicted model, not a curated record. NCBI's taxonomy places the organism in Eukaryota, Apicomplexa, Conoidasida, Eucoccidiorida, Sarcocystidae. The transcript has 12 exons. Gene Ontology annotation, molecular function: metal ion binding.
AUGCGCGUCCUUCUAGUGUCAGAUCCGGAAUGUGACGAAGCCGCUGCAUCGAUCCGCGUAGGCGUCGGCUCUACUUCUGACCCGCCUGAGAUUCCGGGUCUCGCUCAUUUCACAGAGCACAUGUUGUUCCAGGGGUCCAAGCGGUUUCCCGGGACACACGAUUUCUCCGACUUCAUUCACGACCACGGAGGCUACACCAAUGCGUUCACCAGCAAGUUUUCAACGGUUUUCUCUUUUUCUAUCGGUCCGGCAUCUCUCGAGGCUGGACUGGACCGGAUGGCAGACAUUUUCACGGCGCCUUUGCUGAAGGACGAGAACCUUAACAAGGAAGUAAACGCCGUCCAUUCGGAGUACACGGUCGAUCUCACCGACGACGCCCACAGAGUUUACCACAUCGUUCGACAGACGAAGAAAGGCGGUCCAUUCUCAAACUUCACUGUCGGAAAUCUUGAGAGCCUUAGAGAGCGGACGAAGCAGCAAGGCAUCAACCCCGUCGACGCAAUGCGUGAAUUCCACGGCAAAUGGUAUUCUUCAAAUCUGAUGACGAUGGCUGUAGUUGGACGCGAGUCUCUUGAUGAGCUCGAAAACAUUAUUCGAAGGCACUUCAGCGGCGUUCCCAAUAGCGGGGUUUCUCCGCCGGUCUUCGAAGAAUGCUCAGCAACAUUUCAACCUCUUGACCCCAGCGAGCUCGGCUCUCAGACCUUGGCGAUUCCAGAGGCGGAUAUCCAUGACGUCGUCUUUGUUUUCUACAUGCCGCCGCAAUCGAGGAACUGGCGCAGCAAGCCCUUGAACUACAUCGCCGCAAUGCUAAACCAUCAGGGCUCAGCUUCUCUAGCGAGCAAACUGAAACGCGAUGGCCUCAUCACGUCUCUCUCUGCAGACUACUGGUCGCCCGAGCUGUGCACGGUCUUCCAGGUCGCCGUCAGCUUAACUGAAGACGGCCGGUCCGAAGAAAGCAUCUAUAAAAUUGGCCGGGCGCUGUUUACCUUUCUCCGAUAUCUUGGAUUGAGUCGUCCCGAGCGCUGGAGGAUUGAGGAGAUCGCCAAGAUGCGGCGGCUCGGAUUCACUUUUGCGGAUAUGCCGGAUCCCUACUCGCUAACUGUCGAAGCUGUCGACGGGCUGCACUACUACACACCACGGGAAGUGCUAGCAGGAGAUCACCUCAUUUACCGUUUUGAGCCCGACCUCAUUCAGCAGACUCUGCAGCAGUUCCUUGUCCCAGAUAACGUCCGAAUGUUUAUCUUCGAUAAGAAGCUCGCUGCCGGGGCAGACCGCGUCGAACACUGGUUCAAGAUUCGACAUAAAGUGCAGCCGAUAGCGGAAUCUGUCCUUAAAACGUGGAGGACAAUCAGCAGAUUUCCGCUGAACUUGGCGCGCGCACUGAUGCUCAUGAGUCGUAUGGCGUUCCCUGCCCCGAAUCGGUACCUUCCCAACAGCGUCGCUCUCGUGCGCCGCCGCCCGCGCAAAUCCAAGAACGGUGUGCAGGGGACUGACAGUCUCCCAGCUGCACUUGUCUUUGACGGCAGUCACGUGUGUGCGGAGAAGUGCGAUGUAUUUCACAAACAAGACAACACCUUUAGGUCUCCAAAGACCGUCCUCGAACUUCACAUUUACUAUACGGAAAGCCUGCCAGAUGCGGCUCGUGAGCGCAUCCUGACCGGGCUCUACGUUCAGAGCGUCAAUCUCGCUCUUCUAGAGCGGUUCUACGAUGCUCGUCGAGGAGCGAUCAGCUGGCGUCGACCUCGCUCUGCGAAAAGAGGACGUGGCGGGGGUCGGAGUCGGCGUUGCAUUCGAGGGGUCGCGCCGACGGCAGCAGCAGAGGGGGGUCCUGCCGCAGAGGGCAGUGCAGAGAGCGGGAACCCUCUUCUGGCAAAGCGGUUCUUCGAGCUCGCUCUCGACAAUAUGCGCACUGGACUUCGUGUGGCUGCGUUCAAUCGAACGCCUUUCCGUCAAGCGAAUGAUGCGGUCCUGGAACUUAUCAUGGACCCCUACGUUCCGCCGCACAAAAUGUACGCAGCCUUAAUUCAGAUGGAAUCGGACGCAGGGUCACCAGACGCGCUCUUCGAGGAGGUUAAAGCUUGGGCAAAUCGAUUUUUGAAGGAGGCUUUCAUUCAAGGUCUUGUUCAGGGAAACAUUUCGGCUCAGUCCGCAGCACAGCUCGUAGGAGACGUGGUUUCCUUGCUGCCUCUUCAGAAUGUUGUAGCUGCUGAAAACGUCAAGAUGCCUUCAAUAGUUCCCUUUUGUUCCCUGAAGACAACGGUAACCCCUGGCUCAGAGCCAUUCCCUAACGAGGAGCCUACUCGAGCUUCUCACCAGACCCCCCCAACGCCUGCGGCAAGGUCAGUGUCGUCUCCCUCGGAGACUGAACCAAGGCCGCGACCUGCGCCCACCCCGCCCCGUAUCUUUGUGAUGCCGCCCUUGGCAUCCGAGAACGAAUCUACAUCUUCAGCAUCGUUGCCUGCUGUUGACCAACGUCAGGAGACCGUGAUGACUCCCGCGUCUUCACCUGUACCAACAGGCGCUUCAGCUGCGCGGCGCAUGUUGAGUCGCCGACUUGCACUACGUGCCGCAGCGGUCCCGAGGUUGUCGCCUCAAAGUCGGCUCGACAGUCGUGGUGCAGAAGGGGGAUCUAACGGACUCGCGACAGCCCUCUUCCGCCGAGCACUAAGGAAACGGUGGGCUGCGCUUAUUCGCAAGGCGCAGGCGAAGACACGGCCGAAGGGCGUCCCCGUUUUCGUGUUGCGCCGUCCCUCGACCGCGGCAAGUCGUCUAGCGAUUGAAAGGGGACCCUCGUUUCUGCAGCAGCGCUUGGAUGACCACGCGCCUAGUCUGCACAGAAUUUUCGCUACCGGCGACGCAGAGGAAAUUUGCCCGGACGGCGCCGCUUGCGGCGUGGCUAUGUGCAGCGGGUCCGAAUGCGAACGUGCUGGUGAGAAAACGUCUCAAAGUCCGUGUGAAAGUGGUGGAUGCAGCACAGCCCCUUGUGAUGCAACUGGAUGCCGACUGGCACCUAAAAGAACGGCUGAAAAACCGUGCACGGGUGAUGAGUGCUCUGGAUCAUGUCAAGGGUCAGCAUGUUCCUAUCAGGAGGCCUCUCAAUCAUCAUCUGGAACAGCUGUUGUUGCAACAACUGCGGGCUGUAAUCCGAACGAACUGCGGCCAAUGCACCUGUUCGCCAAGAGGCAGAAUAUGAAUCCUACGGACAAUAAGAACCAAGCAUACGUUGUAAUCGAGGUUGGUCCGCUGGAGAACGUCCGCGACCGGGCUUUAUUGUACAUGGUCGAUCGGUGGAUGUCUCAGCGCUUUUUCAACAAACUGCGAACCGAGCAGCAGCUUGGGUAUCUGACGGCGAUGACAGCGCUGCGUGUAGAAAAUACAUUCUACUACGGGUUAUUCAUCACGACCACGUAUGAUCCCGCACAAGUAGCGGAGAGGAUUGCGCAGUUUCUGCACGAGGAGCGUUCCAAAACGCUGACUCAAGAGGAAUUCGUGAGGUAUCAGCGAGCAGCCAUAGACGUCUGGAAGCAGAAACCGAAGAACAUCUUCCAGGAUUUCAACAAGAAUAUACGCCAGAUCAUAUUGGGUGACAAGAUCUUCGACAUCAACGAGCGCAUGGUCUCUGAACUCCGGGAAGUGUCUCGCGAAGAAGUCCAGACGUUUAGGAACAGGACACUGUUCAAGGCGCCGUGGCUCCUCAUGGAAGUUUACUCUCAACGUGAGCAACCACAAAAGCUCCCACAAGUCAGCAAUGGGUUGAAAACAAGCUCGGGUAGCCCAUGGGCCGAGCUGGAUGGGACAUUAUUUUCUGAUGUGAUCGCACCAGCCUCAGCAACUGCUUGA